AAAGAGUUAUAAAUUUGAAGUAGAGAGGGAAACCGGUUGCUUUGAUAGCAUAUCUUGGAAGAAGACUCCUUUGCAAUGAAGAUCAGAGAUGCCUUUCUAGUCACGUUUCUUCUGACAGGUGUAGUUCUCAUCACAGCUGACGAUGAUAAAGAUCAUGAUGAUGAUGGUCAGCCUAACUAUUGCCCAGAAGACAACGGCAUGUUCCCAAAUCCCAACAACUGUGCCAGUUACUAUAACUGUGUAGAUGGCACUGCCAUCGCUAUGAACUGCGCGCCAGGUCUUCUCUUUGAUCCUAAGAAAAAAAUGUGCAAUUUUCCAAACCAAGUCAAGUGCUCUAACAUGUGUCGAGCUCCUAACGGUCUCUUUCCAAGUCAGCACCGUUGCGAUGAAUUUGUCCUUUGUACCAACAACAAACCCGAAGUUAAAAAGUGUAAGAAAGGAUUGUAUUUCGAUGCGAAUCUCCAAGUCUGCAACUACAAGGAUCAAGUGCUUUGCAACUUACCUGGAGGCGGCAAGAAAGGAAACAAGACUGAAGGUAAUAAUAAAAAAGAUGAUGAUAACAAAAAACAAAAAGAUUCUGACACAAAAGGUCGAGUGCAAGUGGGACAAUACGUAUCUGGGGAGAACCUCUUCACCAUUCAUGGCGAACUGAAAAAGGGACAUAGAGAGCUAGCAGCCGCUAGCGUGAGAUCUGUCUGUCCCAAAGCUCGGGGUCUAUUCGCCCAUGCAGAGUCAUGCAAUAUGUUCUACCAGUGUUACGACGGUGAGGUCUUGAUGAAAAAAUGUCCGGCUGGGUUGCUGUUCGAUGAGUAUCGUCAUAUGUGCGCUUAUGGGAGGGAGGUAGAUUGUGGUGAUAGGAUGGUCUCCCGGCAUCCAAAUUAUCCUUAGUUUUUUCCUAAAUCAUUUCUUUAAUUAGUAACUAAUUUAAGGACAGGUCUGGAGCAAAGACGGCGAAUGUAUGACACGUAACACGUAUACCAGAGUCGGAAAGUCGUAUGAAUUUUGUUAGUAGAACGAUUCUAAGGUGAAAAGUAAAUAUAUGUCUUGGAAGGAACAAUUUUUUUUUUUUUUUACUCAUGCCAUUUGAUUUCAUUUAAACAGAUGAAUGUGGUCUUAAUUUUAGAAGUAGAAGUAAUUAUUCCGCAUUUUUAUGCGAAUAUUUUAUCUGCGAAAUAAAACAUAGGUUUUUGACUCCUUUAAUGUUAUUGACAUUUGCGAAAUUUCGAUUUUACAGAUUUUCUUGUCUUUAUGAGUUUGCACGCUGGGGUUAAACGAAAAAAACAGUAAAGUUAUGCCUAUGUGUGUUUAGUGUAUCUGAAGCAUAUGCCAUUUUUGUGAGAACGGUUAUCCUGGGCUCUUUUUUUAUUAUGAAAUACCCGUAGAGCUUAUUAAUUAAUUAAUUAAUUAAUUUUUAUUUUAUCUUAAUUUUUAUCUUUUUAUCUUUCUUUAUUUUAUUUCAGACAUAAAACUAGUUGUUUCUCACUUAUUAUAUAAAUUUACGUAUUAUAAAUGAGUUUUUAAAAAUAAAGCAUGGUUAAAAUAAUUCAUGGAAUUAAAAAAUGGAUGCUUAAUUACGAUUUUCUGGCUUGACUCCUAUUGCGUGUAAAUGCCUCGUAAGUUUCGUGAGGGGUUAUAAUAAUAAUGUAUCGCUUUACAAUUUUCCCAUGCAAACCUGAAAGAUUCGCCGUCUGUGCUCUAGCGAUUACCCUUAAGUAGAAUUUAGCUUCAAGAAAUCAAGGUUCUUUUUAUUUGCAUUGCAAUCAAGCAGUGGCGCCAAAUAAGAAUAAGCUAUAAUUUUUCUUCUUGCAAAGUAUUUUGGGGAAAGAUUUCAGCACUAGAUUUUCAUGUCUAACGGAGUCUUCGUAUAUAUUUUAUGAAGUGUAUUUUGUAUAUAUGCAUAAUUCAUUGAAAUGUUUGGAAAUGAAUUUAUGAUCGCGAUGAAAUGUGAUAAUACUUUUUGCGAUAUAUCAUGCAAACAUGCGAAUUAAAGCACAAAACAUAUGCAUACAGCUAUGAUGAAUCAAACGUACACUUAAGAACAGCAACGUAAUUAUGAUGAAACAUACAUAAAAUAAAAUAAAAAUAUAGAUUAGAACCUUUAUAAACUAUUUCAUAGAUUUACGUUUCUAUAUGAAAAAAAAAAAAAAAUAGCAGUACACUAGUUAAUUAUGAAUGAAAUUCGUAAAAUUCUGAAAUGCCAAUUUCUAGCUGUAAGAAUUGAGUAAUUGUUACCUAUUUUCUUGUAAUAAUAGUCAGACUUAUAUAAUGUGUAAAUGCGAGUUACUUUUGUAAACAUUUACAGGUUAUUCUCGAUAACAAUAUAACACAAUUUUAUUUCAUAUCAGCCUGAAAAAUAUUGCACAUUAAUUAAAGAUAUUUACUUAAAUAUACUAAUUAGAUAAUAUUAAUAUGAAUUAUAUUGGGAGGAAAAUAAAUUUUGCGAAGUGGGAGAAAUGACAACCGUUUUUUUACCGAAAGAAAUAAACAGAGCAAAGCCAGGGCGAACGUUGUGCCAUCUAUUUCAAAAAUUAGUAGUGAAACUUGAAACUUAUUAGAAUUAAAUCAAGAAGAUAAGUUUUUGUAAAGUUAAAAACUUCAAGGAAAUCAAACAAUUUUUGUAAAAAUUUCUUACAAAAAGUUUUUACAAAACCAAAGUUCUAAACUAUGAUCGAGUGUCCAACAAUGAUUAACAAUGGAAAAUCUUUUUGUUUCUUCUAUUCGAAGGUAAGAUUCGUGUUCCUUGACGCAAAAAUUUAUAUCUUCAAAUUAAGUGUCAGUCGUCAAAUGAAGUGUCAUAUGGUCAAUCAUAAAUAAAAUCAGGUGCUCUACUAUAAUUAACUAUCGAAAAUCUGUUAAUCUUCCCUAUUCGAACGUAAGAUUCGUGUUCCUUGACGCAAAAAUUUAACGUUCUUUUUAGUUUGGCCGAUGCAUGAUAAAUGAUACUGACAAAAUAUGCUAUAAAGUUCCAAGAAUUAAAAUCUAGAUAUGGGAUUAGUAAGAUCAAGAUAUGAAUAGUAAGAUCAAGAAUAGAACAGAAAAUUUUACUGUUAGGUAAGAAAAUGAUCUAAAAGCACUAUAGAGUUAGUAACUCAUAGUUACGUUCUAAUUAUUUUAAAUGAGUGAAACUACCUGUCAUACAAUUUUAUUAGGAAACAAUAUCAAACUAUCUUUUUAAACUACAGUUAUUAUUUCAAAUAACUGCAUUCUUCAGUAGGAAAAAGUAUUAAAUUAAUUAUAAAAUAAUUACUUAUUUCUAUUCCAAAAAUGCACUUAGAGAGUGUAAUUUAAAUCACCCAAUAUUGAUUAACAAUAGGCAUUAUUUUGGCUAAUUUUCAGUACAAAGAUGUUUCCGUUCAUACUUCCGGGGUUUGAUUUACAAACCGGAAGCAGCACGUAAACAAUAUAUUCAAGAUUUAAAACUUUUUUUUCCGAGUUUGAAAUCUGAUGGGAACGAGAGAUCAUUUUUAUUUUCAGGCGCAUUUAUUUUAGGCGUAAACAAAAAUUUUCUGCUUCAUCAGUGCCAUCUGUAGAAGUCCUCUUCUUACACAGAUUAAAAUGGCGAUAUAUUUAUAUUUAUAAGCAGACUAAAAUAGUAGUGAUGUACAGGAUUAAAAUAUACAUGCGUCCGAUUUCAAUUUUCGGGCAAUUUUUUUUCCUUUUUAUUUUUGGAGAUUCUUUUUUAUUUUAAUCAAAAUUUUGAGAACUUUAAUAUUCAUUCCUUCCUUGCAGCAUUUCAUUGUUAUAUUAAAUGUAAAAUAUUUCCAAUAAUAAGAAACCUAAUUUAAAAUCCCAUAAAAAAUGUUACUCGUAGAGUAUUAACUACCGAACAGGAAAAUUAUUAAAUAUCUUAAAUACAACAUAGUAAAAAAAAUAUUUUAGGACAGUAAAAUUCUGACUAUAAUUAUUUAACUUGCUAUAUAAUGAACAACACAUUGUUUUAAUUAAAAAUCAUUUGAGAAAACAAUAACUUUACUCACAUGAAAUUUAAAAAUGCAAUUUAGCAAUACCUGGAAUCUGUUCUAUUAGCGUGCAUACCUAGUUUGACCUAAAUUCGCAAACAGCAAAAUUAAAAUCUUCAUACUGAACAGAUAGAAUAUUGAAAAGUUGAAGAAAAGAUACAAGAAUAAAUUUGAAUCAUUUAUUUAAAUACUUGGAACUGUUUAAAGUUUUCUACUCCAAACUAUGUUUAACACCUUUCGAUUGAUUCAUUACACAACUUAAGACAAUAAAAGUUAUGCAAAAAAAAAUUUUAAGUCUCAAAUUUAAAAUAUAAAAUAAUGUAACAGAUUCAUUUUUAACUGAUAAAUGAAUUCGUAUUGCUGGUUUGAAAAUUUAAUAGCACCUAAUGUUAUUUGUGCAAUCAGUUUCAAACUUUAAAAUCUUUUUAGUGUAGUGUAUAAUUUAGUGUAUUAGGAAUAAAAUACUACUAUGUAUUGCACAAAUUUUGUACGCUAAAAAUAACAAGGGGGAAUUUAAAAGGUGCAGUUUGUGUUUUAAAAUAACAGCUUUGGAAUGUAUGUGAUUUUCUCCGUUAUAUAUCCUCCUAAAUAUGUUUUGAAAAUUAUUGUAAAACUUAUCCAGAGAAGUUUUAUUGAGAAAUUAGUUUAUAUUUUAUGCUUGAACUAACCUAAUGCUUUUAGAUAUAAUAAGAAGUUUGCCUUCGAUGUAAUUAUCAGUGAAGAUAAUGUGUUAUUAUAAAAUACUAGCUUUUAAAAGUCUGAAAUAAUUUUUAUCUUAAGUCAUGUGGGAAAACAGUUCUGUUCAGAUAUUAAAUCUCAGAUUUUUGUGUGAGAGCUAUUUUUUAUUUAUUUUGAUGAAAUUAUUAAUGAUGAUAAUAUUCUUGAUUAGGUUAAAUAUUACAAUUAAUAGUAUUAACUUAAACGAAGCUAUUAAUCAGAUUUGAAACUGCCUAUUUAAGAAGAAUUUGUAAUUAAAAAUGGAAAGAAGUGAUUCUAUUAUUUUGUAAUACAAAGAUUUAUGAUGUAUAUCAUGUAGUAUAGAAAAGUACUUUUAUAAAUAUUGUGCUUUAAUGAUUAUGUUCCAGCAAUUAAAAUGUUUCUUUUAAAACUAUCUUGGUAUAUUUGUAAUAUAAUUUUGUACCUUAAAGCUCAAUAAAGAGGAUUUUAAGAUA
Molecule: messenger RNA, 5131 nt
Organism: Stegodyphus dumicola
Lineage: Eukaryota; Metazoa; Arthropoda; Arachnida; Araneae; Eresidae
Product: protein obstructor-E-like
Cellular component (GO): extracellular region
Molecular function (GO): chitin binding
Source: RefSeq, a predicted model, not a curated record